CAGUAAUGCAGUGAAGCUCGUGUCGAUCGGUUGUGUUUGGUUAUUGUCGCGCGUCUGCUACAUAUUAGCAAAUACACAUUCAUAACAAAGUGCAGAGUAAAGUGAGUGGCUCAGCAGUGAAGAAUUACUUCGUUUGUACAGCACAUACAUUUGAGACGUUUCUAUGUAAACGUUACGCCGCAUGAGCGAUGAACCUGGGUAAUGGUCUGUUCUGGCUGGUGGCACUUAUUUUCGUAGCCUGCAAUCUGUCCUUCGGCGGUACUCGUGAGUCUCAACUGCGCAUCGGUAAGGCCAUCAAUAUCUUCGUGCGCUAUGGCUAUUUGGGAAUAUCGAUGCGUGUCAUACCAUACAACGACAGCUACGAGACGGACAAAUGGCUAUUCAAGGAGCCGACAAAGUCAAUUUAUAAGGAUUUAAAUGCGUUGAGUGAAAGUCGUGAGGAGAAUGCGCCGGGCAUCUUUCAUGGUGACUUUCAUAUGGAAUUUUGCGAUAAUCGACGACAGCUCUAUCAGGCUUACUUCAGAGACUUUACGGUCGAGCGGCUGGAUAAACCGUGGGAGGCUUUCACCGGUGGCUGGUUCGCCGAGAAUGCCGCCAAGAAGCUGGGCAUCAACACGUCUUACAUAAUGGGCGAAUAUUCGUAUGUGUUGGUCCGCGUUGUGCGUUUCCGCGAAGUGGGCAAGUUCAAAGGCGACAUACCGCUCAAUCAGACGCUGGAAAAUGACGUGCAUGAGCGUAUCGGUGGCAUAACGGCGGGUAAUGUGACCGGCGCCAUCGAGUUUAUGGAAUCGUACGGCACACACUACAUCAACUCCUACACGACGGGCAAUUCGUUGUACCAGGUGUUUGUCUACUCGCGGAAAAACUACCAGCUGAUCAGGGAUCGCAUUAAAACGAAAGGCCUGAACAGCCUUUCGAAGAAGGACCUGUACGAUUUCUUUGCGCCAUGGCACGCCGUGCACCUGGGCCAAAUACGCUCAGCGAGCGCCAAUGCGACGGUGGAGCGCUGGGCGCGACGCAAACUGCAAUACGAGUACUAUGUGGUGAAGUAUGUGACAUUGCUCAAGUUGCACGGCAAUGCGACGCUACUCAAGGCAUUGGAUAGCCUCUUGGGCAACGAUGCCAUACUUCAACUAGAUCUGAAAUCAUUGAACGUCAUAUUUAGGGAUGAGCCCGAGAAGCAAAACUGGUUCAACGAAGUGCUCGACAAUCAGAUGAAACUGUGGGAAGUCAACAUGCCCAUGAACUGAUCCAACAGUAAAUAAGCAGGAGUUAUAUACGUAAGAAUGACUGGUUGGACGGUUUAUAUGGGUCGUUAAUGUUCCUAAGUCGCUAGCGACUAUUCGCGUUGUUGCCAUGACUUUGCGCAGCCUUAAGCCACACAUGUAUAUAAAAAUGUAUGUAUAUCUAUGUAUAUGUACAUACGUGUAUAUGUGUUGAAUUCAAUGUAGAAGUGCCUAGGUCACGUUGUAUUUAAACAAAAAUAUGAAACGUUGUUGUUGUUGUCCUCGGAGGCUGCAAUGAUGCUUUUUCGAUGCCUGUGAUAGUUUUAGUUGAUUUUAUUGUUGUAAAUUAAGUUAGUGCUAAUUUAAGUCAUAACAAACAGAAGUACAUAUUUUCAUGUACAUAUGUAUAUAGUAAAUGGAUACUUAUGUAUGUAUGUACAAAGAGUUAGGGUUGGAUAUGAUAAGGGAAAUAUGUUGUAUAAAGGUAGUAAAGCAGCCGGACUUAAGAUAGUUGGGGAAUACAUCAUAUAAGAAAUCGAAUAACGGAAUAAGUAGCGUAAGCAAUAUUAUUAAGAUAAAAAUUGAUGUAAAUAAAUUAAUCGAUGGUUUAAAAGAUGAAAAAAAAACUAAAUGAAA
Molecule: messenger RNA, 1862 nt
Organism: Bactrocera tryoni
Lineage: Eukaryota; Metazoa; Arthropoda; Insecta; Diptera; Tephritidae
Gene: tsl
Product: torso-like protein
Exons: 4
Coding region: 189-1250 (353 amino acids)
Source: RefSeq, a predicted model, not a curated record